Molecule: messenger RNA, 3175 nt
Organism: Lytechinus variegatus (green sea urchin)
Lineage: Eukaryota; Metazoa; Echinodermata; Echinoidea; Temnopleuroida; Toxopneustidae
Product: acetylcholinesterase-like
Exons: 11
Coding region: 175-1947 (590 amino acids)
Molecular function (GO): cholinesterase activity
Source: RefSeq, a predicted model, not a curated record
AAAGAAAAGGCAGAGGUAAAGUUAGAAUUCUAAUGAUGAUGACGAUCGAUAUACCGAACGGAGGCCCAAGGAAGGACCAAUGACUCACAGUCCGUAAGAGAGCGUUGCAACGAAGAGAUCCGCACGUACAGAUAGAUUUUAUGGAAACAUCAAACUAAAAAAGUUUGUUAAACAAUGGAAUUCUGCAUCAUAUUUAGCCUUUUGUGCCUUGUCUUAAUGCCUGACAUAUCAACUGCAGAUCCGACGGUGACAGUAGCUCAAGGGAUACUCGUAGGUAAAACGGUCAACUUCACAGAAGAGGACUAUAUCGGCGUUGAUAAAAACUUUGAUGUUUAUCUGGGAGUGCCGUUUGCCGACCCACCCCGUCGCUUCAAGCCACCAGUCGCCAAACAACCAUGGAAUGGACCUCUUACCGUGAAAGAGUUUAAAGACGCCUGUUCCCAGCCUCUUCCUCCUCCUUCUUACACUGGUCCAGUGUCGGAGGAUUGUCUUUAUCUUAAUGUUUAUUCGCCAAGCCCAAAGCCCACCAAUGCCUCAGUCAUGGUCUGGAUACACGGAGGGGGAUUUGUUGCAGGAACAGCCAACGAUCUUGAUUACAACGGAAUCCCAUUGGUCGCUGUCGGUGACGUCAUCGUAGUUACAAUAAAUUAUCGUCUUGCUGUCUUCGCAAAGUUUACUACCAAGGAUGCAGAAGCACCUGGUAAUCUUGGUAUGUUGGAUCAGGUAGCAGCCUUACAAUGGAUAUACGACAACGUUGAAGCUUUCGGAGGAAAUAAAGACAGAAUUACUAUAUUUGGGGGGAGUGCGGGAGCAGCGUCAGUAGAUUACCUCACACUCUCUAAACGAAGUCGUCAUUUAUUCAACCAAGCCAUCAUCCAGAGUGGAUCUACAUUUCUGACCUUUGAUCCCAGACCGGCGGAGAUGGAAGUACAAAAUGCCAGGAAUCUCGGGGAGGCCUUGGGUUGUGCCACGUCGCCGUCUUCUGCCUUGAUCGCAUGUUUGGAAACUAAGACUCCAGACGAGAUUCUAAGCGCCUCUUUACCGGCGUAUUCCUUAUGCCCCAUUUCUGUGGACGGCAACUUCCUAGAGGACAAACCAGCCAAUCUGUAUGAGCAAAAUGACUUCAAGAGGUGCCCUGUACUGACUGGUGUCAACAAAGAUGACGGAACUCUCUCCCUUCAAAUCUUCUUUGCCAGUAGUCUUCAUCUACCACGACCAACACUGAAUAGUACAAGCUUAGAAGGAUUUAUUAGAGGAUCGAUGGCCUCAUAUGGCGUCACCGAUGAUUUCCUGAUCGCUGCUAUUCUUCAGCAAUACACGGACUGGUCCAUUGUCGAGAACCCUUCUGCCGAUCUGAUGCCAUCUUUCAUAGAGUUUGCUGGAGAUCACCGAUUCGCCUAUCCUUCGGAUCAGUUUGUCAGGUACCAUGCUGGUGUGGGGGACCCUGUCUUCAAGUACUUUAUGACGCACGAGCCGUCACGCUCUCGUCUAGGUUUACCAGAUUGGUUUGGAGCUGGUCACGCAGAAGAAAUUACGUUUGUCUUUGGACUGCCAUUCAUUGAACAUCUUCCUUUGAGAGGUUUAGACCAGAUGACGGACGAAGAAAAGAAGUUGUCGGUCAAGAUGAUGAAGUUCUGGACGAACUUUGCUAAAUUUGGGGAUCCAACAUCUGGAGCUGACCCCAGUGAAGGGUUGGGCACCUGGCCACCCUUCACGGUACCAGAGCUCUCUUACAAGGAGUUAUCCCUGGAUCUUGGUGUAGGAAGAGCACUGAAGGCCAAUCAGUGUCACUUCUGGAAUGACUAUUUCCCAAAGCUCCAGGACGUUAUCGCUUCGAUGGAUCCAGGUUUAUUGGACUGGCGGAGUGAGUUUAGCAGGUGGCAAGGUGAAAUGUCUGACUGGCAACAUGAAUAUGACCAAUACAAGAAAACUCCACGGUGCAACUAAUCUCGUUCCAGCAUGCGAUAUGCUCGCUUUUUGAAAACUCACACAAACUUAUACUCCUAUAAAGUGCGACUCAAUAUUUGACUAUGAUUAUUCUCAAAUAAGUCAACCAGUUGAUCUGUAGUACAAAUUUUGAAUAUGAAUAGAAGACCUGGAUUUAGAUUUCAUAGAGAAGGUCAGCUGAAAAUGGGCAGAUAUUUUAGGUGUGCAUUUUUAUGAAAUCGGAAUAAUGAUAUUGAUAGCUAGUUCUGUAAAAGAUGAAUGCCGGUAUUUCAUGUUAAAAAUAAUACAUAGUGACCACUCAACAUAGAAUCAUAAAUGUAUAGAAAUGUAAGAAUAUUCUUGCAACUGUCUGUGUGAAUUACAAAAAAAGCCUUUUGUUUCAGAAAACUUAUUGUUAAAAAUAACAAUUCCGCGAAAACUUGGACAUAUUUAUUUCAUAUAUGAUAUUGUUUACAAUGUUACUUUCUUCUUUGUUAAACGAUAUAGGCUGAAUUUACCACUUUUAUGAUUAAGUAACAAUACAGACAACGUUAAGAUUUAUUGGAUAAAUUCAUAAGACUAAUACUUAUUGCACUUGUAGCUGACAGCUUUAAGACCUACAUACAAGUAUUUUGAUACACUUCCCACAACAUUAUGUGAAUAUGUUUGCCAUGAAACAGUAGGCCUAGUGGUGUGGAGGGUAUGAAAUAAAAAAAAUUGUGUCCUAUUGUUUUCAAUUUUGCAUGGAAACUUAGUUUUUGAUCGAAUGACCGAUCAAAACAAACUUUCAAUAGGUGCCCCCACCCCCUUGACUUCCGACAGAAACAUCAUUUGUUGGCCUUAUCAUUCUUUUCAAAAUAGGAAAAAUCUACGCCUUCCAUUAUUUUCUAUUCCCAUUCAUUUAGGUCUACUUCUUUAGGUCUAUUAUCACUUGUCAUUACAAUCUAUACAUAAGCUUGUAUAAACGUAUAAACGUUGACAAAUAUGAUGUUUUCUUGAAGUAACAAAAAGGAGGUGAACUGUUUCCUUCGAUAGAACUUUAUUGCUACUCUCAUUAUAAUUUGAUAUUUUCAUCUAUUAUGCAAGUGUUUUCAAUAUGCAUAUUAAACAAUAAGAAUUAUCUAGCUGGUGUUGUUUAGUUGACAUUUCGAUCAUAUCCCUUUUUUGUAUUAAUAUUAUUCUCCAGGGACUAUUGGGUCAUUUCAUAAUCCAUAUUUUAAAACUUCAAAUACAUACAAAAUAAACUCAA